This is a messenger RNA of Oryzias latipes (Japanese medaka), 1856 nucleotides long. It is a transcript of the gene gcnt3, whose product is annotated as glucosaminyl (N-acetyl) transferase 3, mucin type. Lineage: Eukaryota; Metazoa; Chordata; Actinopteri; Beloniformes; Adrianichthyidae. Gene Ontology annotation, cellular component: membrane. Gene Ontology annotation, molecular function: acetylglucosaminyltransferase activity. The record is from RefSeq and is a predicted model, not a curated record.
AGGAUCCUCCUUUUGUGUUUUCGUAAGACACACCUCCGAGGGUUCCAGGUUCAUUUAUUUAAUGAAGUGUUGCUGCCCGUCCUUCAGAGACCAAGCUGCUCUGAGGACGGAGUCACAAAUCUGAUGUCAGUCAAAUCAAGGAAAUGUCUCGCAGAAAACCCAUGGAAAUAUGGAUUAUCCUCAUUUUAAUUGCUGGAUUCCUUUAUUUUUUGGGGGGGAAAUGGGAUUCUAAAAAGCAGCCCUCAUCUGGUCCCAAAACUUCACAGCAGUUCCUGGCUGACCUGCCUGCCUGCUUGGCCAUCUUGACUGGAAAUGUGGGCAGCCAAAACCCUGAACUGGACUUACUUUUAGUAUCCAGAGAAAGAAAAAGUCUUUUGUCUGAAGAGUUUUACCUGAAUGCAACAAAGGACUGUCCAGCUUUCAUUGCAAAGAGAGGUUUCAUCACAGAACCUCUUAGUGAGGAGGAAAAAAAAUUUCCCAUUGCAUAUUCAAUGGUGAUCCAUGAGAAGAUUGAGAUGUUUGAGCGACUCUUAAGAGCCAUCUAUGCUCCUCAGAACGUCUAUUGUGUACAUGUGGACCAGAAAUCCUCUCCGGAGUAUCAAACUGCAGUUAAGAGAAUUGUUUCCUGCUUUCCCAAUAUAUUCAUAGCCAGCAAGUUAGAAAGAGUUGUGUAUGCCUCAUGGUCCAGAGUGCAGGCAGAUUUGAACUGCAUGAAAGACCUCCUGAAUUCUGACGUUCCCUGGAAGUACCUGCUGAACACCUGUGGCACAGACUUCCCAAUCAAAACCAACAGAGAGAUGGUGUCUGCUCUGAAACUCCUCAAUGGCAGAAACAGCAUGGAAACUGAGGUUACCAAUGACUAUAAGAAAGGACGGUGGGAGUAUCACCACAACGUCACAGACACAUCUGUUAUCAGGACAGGGGUGAAGAAGAGCCCCCCACCAAUCAGCAGCCCCAUGUAUUCAGGUAAUGCCUACUUUAUAGUGUCGAGAGCGUUUGUGAAGCACCUGAUGAAGGACGAAGAAGCUCAGCGGUUGAUUGACUGGGAAAAGGACACAUACAGCCCCGAUGAACACCUGUGGGCGACUUUACAGAGGAUGCCACAAGUUCCUGGAUCUCUGCCUUUCAACAGCAAGUAUGAUACAUCAGACAUGCUGGCAUUUGCCCGAGCGGUGAAGUGGGUUUAUCAUACAGGAGAUGUGAGAAAAGGAGCCCCUUAUCCCCCAUGCACCGGGACCUACCGGCGAGCGGUGUGCGUUUAUGGAGUCGGGGACCUCCUGUGGCUUCUCCAGACACACCACCUCUUUGCCAACAAGUUUGAUCCAGAGGUGGAUGAUAUUGCCAUCAGAUGUAUGGAGUCAAUUCUUCGUUCUAAAGCUUUAGGUCACGACCCCAUGUCUAUCCUGGGAGAUUCAAACCACAUGUGAAUUUUGAAAUCAGUAAAAAUUAAAAUCAUUCUUCGUAUCUAUACUUUAUUUUAGCUUAUUCAUCUAUUUGUUUUUAUCUUGGCUGUGAUCUUUGGAGCAGCUGUUUUCUCACUCCACCCUGAUGCAAUAAAAAACAAAAGUCUUGAAAUGUAUAAACUAUAAUAUUUCUGUUUUGGUAAUGCUAAAAAUGUUGAGAUGUUUAUGAAUGGCAAUGUAACAUUUAAAAACCACAUAUUUGUAGUUUUGAGUUAUAUACUUUUGUUUUCCUCCUAUUGUGCUUAAAAUGAAGGCAUUUUGACCUUUUAAAAUAUCAGGCAUUAAAUGUGAUUACGCACAUUCAUUUGGUGGAUACAGCUUUUCAAUACAUUUUCAUUAAAAUUCUUUUUGUAUCUUAAAUUUUCAGUAAACGAAAUAAAAAUUCAAAACAGA